Molecule: messenger RNA, 1331 nt
Organism: Nasonia vitripennis (jewel wasp)
Lineage: Eukaryota; Metazoa; Arthropoda; Insecta; Hymenoptera; Pteromalidae
Product: lipoprotein lipase-like
Exons: 6
Coding region: 148-1251 (367 amino acids)
Molecular function (GO): lipase activity
Source: RefSeq, a predicted model, not a curated record
GAAAAAAUGGACAUGCAAUGAAGUUACCUCAAGUUUUUAAGACGAUUACAUUGCUAUAUAUCUGAAUGUUUUUACUAGUUGAAAAUUUGUUUUUCAAACAGUGUCUCUUAAGUAAGAGCACCUCUUCAAGUCCGUCUUCUUUUUAUAAUGGGCGUUAAAACGUUGAUUUUAUUCUGUGCAAUACUUUUUGCAUCUGUGCAAGUGCAGAGUAUCAAAAACACAGGAAGAUUAUUAAAAUGUUGGCCUUACAAGUUGUACUAUGAUACGUUUAACGUUAAUUUUUACCAUUCGUCGCGAAGGCAAUCUGACCGACUCAUACAGAAAGGGGCUCAUUUCGGACCCAAAGAUAUCGAUUUUGAUCCAAGACGAAGAACUGCCGUUAUUUCGCACGGGUUCGUAGGUUAUUUACAUGCAGACCAAAUGAAAGAAAUUGGAAACAAGCUUUUGGAAUGGCAAGAUAUGAAUGUGAUCAUUGUAAAAUGGGAAAGUGGAGCUUAUAAUCCUCUAGCAUACCCUGUAGCAGUAGCAAAUACAGAAUAUGCAGCGUGGCAGUUAAAAACGCUCUUCACCUGGUUUAAAAAUGACUGGACGGCCCAAGGUGGCACGAUGGAAAGUUGGGGACCGAUUCAUUUUAUCGGCUACAGUCUUGGUGCUCACUUCGUUGGACAAGCUGCCGAACUACUCAGAGUUGAGGAGAAUUUGCUAAUCGAUCGCAUUACUGCAUUGGAUCCGGCAGAACCGUGUUUCGAGGUAGCCAAUCCAUUGCGAUUAUCGAAAAGCAAGGCUAAAUUCGUAGACGUAAUUCAUACAGAUGGUGCGCGCCAUACAAACGAAGCGUUCGGACUUCUAGAACCGAUAGGGCACGCCGAUUUUUACGUCAACGGCGGUGUAAGUACUCAACCAGGAUGCGAACGAAAGAAACGAUCAGCCGAAUUAAAUGCAGUAACUCAAUACUUUCUUAAACAGCUUACACACCUUUUGAGCAACGGACUCUGCAGCCACGGGCGAUCGGUGGAAGUUUUCAUUAACUCUAUUGUUAACGCCAAUUCAACAGACUGUAGGUUCUGGGGGCGUUCUUGGCAGCUUGGAACCAGCGAAGCAGAAACAAAGGAGAUACUGAAAAAGUCGUGCGAUACCAGGACUUGUCCGCAAAUGGGUAUAAAGGCUCAGGCAUUCAAUUAUGGAAGUGGAAACACAAACACUUUUUAUGUAAAAACGACAAAGCAAGCUCCUUAUUGCAAACGAAGAUAACUAUAAUGAGUUGAAUGUACAUACUUACUAGAUUAUGAUUAUAUGUAUACUGAAUUGGAUUAAACUAAAUCAAAAAAUAA